Molecule: messenger RNA, 942 nt
Organism: Entamoeba dispar SAW760
Lineage: Eukaryota; Evosea; Mastigamoebida; Endamoebidae
Exons: 1
Coding region: 1-942 (313 amino acids)
Source: RefSeq, a predicted model, not a curated record
AUGGCUAUUGAGUGUAGUGAAACUAUUACACAAACUUUUAAUGGAUAUUUGUCUGAAGAUUGGAUGUUUUAUUGUUGUAGUGAAGAAAUAUCUUUAUAUGAUUAUAACCCAUCAACUCAACAACUAGAAUUUGUUGGUGUUUGUGGAAAUUUUGUAUUUCUAAAAACGUUAGUACAACAACGAAUUGCCAUUGCAAUUAAAGAUUCAUUAAGGCCAUUACUAUUUAUUUUUAGAGAAAUUGAUCCAUUGUGUACUCUUCAAUUAGAGAGCUAUACUAUUACUUUUAAUAAUAAUGGAAAUCUAUUUUCAUUAGUGUUCAUAGAUGAUGAAAUAUGUAAACAAUGUUUUGGUUGUAUUCAAAACCAAGUCACAAAACAUUUUAAUAAAUAUUUAAAAAGAACACACCUCACUCCAGAAGAAGCUCGAAAUAAAACAAUAAAAGUUGAAGAAGUUGCUGAUAAUGCAAUGAUAUUUGGAAGUGAUAAAGACAAAAUUCAACAUUAUUUGAAUUGUACUUUACCUUAUUAUUGUCUUCCAAAUCCUUUUAAACGAUUGGGUGUACCACAAACAGUAUCUUUAGAUCAAGCUUUACCACCUGAAAUACGUAUUCCUGAUCCAAAAGUUGACCAAAGACAUGGAAUGGGAAUUAAUCCACCAAUUAUUCCUAUUCAGACUUUGCAAGAAAUACACCAUGAAAUUACUUGUAGUCCUGAUAACUCUUCGGAACAAGAUACUUUCAGUUCAGAAUUAGCUAGUCCAAGAAAGGUUAGUCGGAUGACAGUUUCUGAACUUAAAAUAAAAAGUGUAAGAGGUUCAACAUUUGAUACAGGCUCUUCUCGAACUUUAAAUGGAAGUGUUUUGUUUCCACGGAUACCUAUAUCUCCUAGAUCUAUCUUGUCUCCACGUUCAAGUUCUCAAUCUAAAAAAUCUCCAGAUAAUUAA